Messenger RNA from Mya arenaria, 1787 nucleotides. Its product is annotated as zinc finger MYM-type protein 1-like. The transcript has 5 exons. NCBI's taxonomy places the organism in Eukaryota, Metazoa, Mollusca, Bivalvia, Myida, Myidae. Bases 300 to 1787 code for a protein of 495 amino acids. The record is from RefSeq and is a predicted model, not a curated record.
UCACAUUGAAUUUAAUUAUUAUUUAACCCAAUGUGUUUCCUUUGAAACGUCAUUUUUUUUAAACAAAAGAAACUAGAUCUAUAUUUGAAACCAUUAUGCGAUGUGUUAAGAGAAAAAAAGAACUUAAAUAAUAGGAUAAGGGAGAGUUGCUAUUUUGUUUUUAUUAAGUAUACUACUCAUAUAAAGUAACGCACCAAGUUUAAUGGGUGAACUAUUGUUUUCGGCUUAUUGGUGGUAAACUCAGAGCAUUUAACGCAAAGUGGUUGAACGACUUCCCGUGGUUGAGGUACUCGGUAAAUAUGGACUCCGUGAUGUGUGCCCCUUGCGUGAUCUUCGAUACAAGGAAGACCAGAUGUUUUUCCACGCUCCCUUUUAAUGAUUGGAAAAAUUUGUCAGCCAAUGUUAAUCGUCAUCAUAUAGACAAAGUCCACAGAAAUUGUGUCGCUAUGGCGGAAAAUUUCGUUGAUGUCAUGAAAGGGAAGAAGGAGUCUAUUGUCUGUAAGCUAUCUUCGUUUACCAAGGACUUGGUAAAAAGAAAUAGACAUAUUCUUGGACAGAUAAUAAGAGUUAUUUUGUUGCUUACCAAACAAAACAUACCCGUUAGAGGCCACACGGAAGAAAGGAGUAAUUUUAUGGCGGUUCUCCAAUCCCACGCGUUAAACGAUCCCAUACUCGCAGAUCACCUCCGAAACGGAAAAGAAAAUGCCAAAUACACAUCGCCUGAUAUACAGAAUGAGAUUAUUACGUUAUGUGCCGAUCACGUUCUUCAGUGUAUCCUCACACAGUGUAAAGAAGCCGGAUAUUUCGCCAUCAUGGCCGACGAAGCUACCGACUGCUCCACAAAAGAACAGUUAUCUAUAUGCAUUCGCUUUCUUACAGUCAACGAAGGACGUUAUGAGCUUAAUGAAAAAUUCAUUGGCUUUGUUACUUGUAGAUCAAUUAAGGGCGUUAAUCUUGCUGAGGCCAUUGUAGAGUAUCUCCAAGACUGUGGAUUGGACAUCUUGAAACUGCGUGCCCAGUGCUAUGACGGAGCGGGGAACAUGGCAGGAAAAUACAAUGGAGUUCAAGCACUGAUACGGGAACGUGUACCACUUGCGAGCUACGUACAUUAUGCAUUCGCUACUGAGCUGUCUCAGGAUCCUGUAUCACGUGCCCAGAUGGAUGGUCGCCAGAAGUUGAAGACUCUCUGCGAAACGCGAUGGAUGAGUCGCACGGACGCUCUCACAACGUUCACACAGGCAUUUGCAGUUGUCGUCCAUGCCUUGGAAACAUUGGAAGCAGAUGGUGACGAUAAAGCAGGAGAACACGUGCGUGCAAUCCUGAGAUUCGAGUUUAUCCUUACACUCGUGGCAUGUGAACAGGUACUCAGCUCCCUCGUUGGAUUGACUGCAAUCUUACAGGAGGUUAGUAUGGAUUUACUUGAGGCUGUACGAGAGGCUGGUGUAGUCGUAGACAUCUUGCGAGCCGAGCGAAUGGAUGAAACUCUGUUGGAUGCCAUUUUCCAGAAGGCAGCUGAUAUUGCUUCGGAGUUUCAAAUUGAUGCAAGCGUGCCUCACCAGAACCAACGUCAACGGAACAGGGCGAAUUACCAAGUUGAAGACCCGAAGACAUACUGGCGCAUUGCUUUGUACAAUGUUUUCGUCGAUCACCUCAUUGAAGAAGUAUCUAGCAGGGUAAUGGCCAACCAAGAACGGUUCUGUGCACAGUUGCUCUUACCAGUCCGGUUGAGGGAUCUUGACGAUUGUCAGACUGAUGUUAUUUAUAACAGCUUUGAGGACGAUAUAUAA